This is a messenger RNA of Choloepus didactylus (southern two-toed sloth), 2180 nucleotides long. It is a transcript of the gene NUP50, whose product is annotated as nucleoporin 50. Gene Ontology annotation, cellular component: nuclear pore. Gene Ontology annotation, biological process: protein import into nucleus. The transcript has 9 exons. The coding region runs from base 424 to 1932 and encodes 502 amino acids. The record is from RefSeq and is a predicted model, not a curated record. Lineage: Eukaryota; Metazoa; Chordata; Mammalia; Pilosa; Megalonychidae.
GUAGCUGGACGCGGGCGUUUCUUUCCUCCUUGUUUUUUCGAAUUGGUUUUGAGGGGUGAUUCGAGCUACAAAAUGGCGGCCUGGAGCCUGUUCGCCCGUGUUACCCCAGCUGUCUCUGUCUAAGCCGACAGCUCUUCCCCUCACUCCCGAGCACCGAGAGACGAGGCCCCCGGGGGACCUGGUGUUUCAGAGGCCGGCUUAGCUGAUCACGAAGUUCUUCGAGGCUCUCAGCGCACCAGAGCGACCAAGAGCGCUCGGCCGGGCGACCAGCCACCGCCGCGACCGCGACCGCGACCUGGAAGCCGCCGGCCUGCGCCACGCCUGUAGUGCAGCAAGCGCCACGGCGGCCGCCCGGGAGGUUCAAAAAAAUGGCAAAAAGAAUUGCUGAAAAGGAAUUGACAGAUAGGAAUUGGGAUCAAGAAGAUGAAGCAGAAGAGCCUACAGGGUGAAGGAAGGGUUGAAGUAUUAGAGCCGAAGGUCGUCAGCAGGUUUCUCGCUGUAGAUGUAAUACAGCGUGCGGAGGAAGAGCAGGAGUUUCCCAGUGCGGUCGCUCAGAGCCCUGGGUGUCUCUGUGGCCUUUUGGACAGUGAACAAGUGGGAACAUUCUCCGUGGCCAGUGAGGAAGUCUUGAAGAAUAGAGCCAUAAAAAAAGCAAAGCGAAGAAACGUUGGAUUUGAAUCUGAUAGUGGAGGGGCCUUUAAAGGUUUUAAAGGUUUGGUUGUACCAUCUGGAGGAGGAGGGUUUUCGGGAUUUGGUAAUGGCGCUGGAGUGAAGCCUUUAGAAGGACUAUCAAACGGAAAUAGCAUAACUAGUGCCCCUUCCUUUACCAGUACAAAGACAGCAGCAGAGACCAAGGCAGCCUUUGGUUCUGUUACUGCAAAUGGCCCGACCUCCUUGGUUGAGAAAAAGAUUUCAAAUCCCAAAACUAAUGGCGACAGUCAACAGCCCUCCAGCUCUGCUUUUGCUUCCGGUAAAGCCUACUCGGGAAAUGCCUAUCACAAGCAGUUAGCCGCACUGAACUGCUCCGUUCGUGAUUGGAUAGUGAAGCACGUGAACACAAACCCACUCUGUGAUCUGACACCUAUCUUUAAAGACUAUGAGAAAUAUUUAGCAAAUAUUGAACAGCAACAUGGGAACAGUGGCAGUAGUCUUUCUGAAAGUGAAACUAACAAGAUGUUGGUUGAAACACAGUCUCCUUCCGUAUAUGGUUCAACAAAAUUACAGCAAGAAUCAGCAUUUUUGUUUCAUGGCAACAAAACUGAGGAAACAUCUGAAAAGAAGAUGGAGGCUGCAUCUGAAAAGAAAGUGGACCCAUCACUAGGAGCAGCAAGUGCCUCAUUUAAUUUUGGCAAGAAAAUUGAUAGCUCUGUUUUGGGCUCGCUAAGCUCUGGCUCCCUGACUGGAUUUUCAUUUUCCCAUGGAAACACCAGUUUAUUUGGCAAAGAUGUUACCCAGAAUACACCAGUUUCUUUGUCAUUUUCCACUAAAACAGAGAACCAAGAAGAAGGUGGUAGUAAUGAAUGCAAAGGUGGAGGUGAAGAAGAGACUGAUGAACCACCCAAAGUAGUAGUUACUGAAGUAAAAGAAGAUGAUGCUUUUUACUCCAAAAAGUGUAAACUAUUCUACAAGAAAGAUAGUGAAUUUAAAGAGAAAGGUGUAGGUACUCUGCAUUUAAAACCUACGGCCAAUCAGAAGACACAGCUUUUAGUGCGGGCGGACACCAACUUAGGCAACAUAUUGCUGAAUGUUCUGGUUUCACCCAAUAUGCCAUGCACCCGGACAGGGAAAAACAACGUACUUAUUGUCUGUGUCCCCAAUCCACCAAUCGAUGAGAAGAAUGCCACCGCCCCAGUUACCAUGUUAAUCCGGGUGAAGACCGGCGAGGAUGCAGACGAGUUGCACAAAAUUUUACUGGAGAAAAAGGAAGUCUGAAAACAUGAAGUCUUCUAAGGAAUCAUUGCCAAGUUGCUGCUCCCCCCACCGUCCCCUUCAACUUUAGUCAGUUUUUUCUUCUCUUCUACUUUGACAUUCUAAGAACUUAUAGGUAACUUAAAAAGUUUUGUGAGGAAAAUUAAUAUGGCCAAUAAAACCUUUAAAUGUUAAGUGUCAAAAAACUGUAUCCUCCCUUCUUAAGAACUCUACUGUGAAAAAUACAUUUGAGUGAAAUUUUUUGCAAGAUU